AUGGCGAUCGCCAGUGAAGAUCCUCAAAAUAUCACAGAGAAUGCUAGUUACACUUCAAACCUUAGCGCCCUCUUGAGUUCUUUAUCCUCCAAGGCCUCCCUGAACAGCUUCUAUGCAGACAGUUCUAAUGGUAUUUACAGUCUAUACCUUUGCAGGGGUGAUGUUUCAAGCAAUACCUGUCAAACCUGCAUUAACAAUGCUACUCGAGAAAUCCAACGGCGAUGUGCUUCUAAUGGAACUGCAAUCAUUUGGUACGAUGAUCAGUGCAUGCUACGUUACUCGAAUAAAAACUUUCAUGGAGUUUAUCAGACUUAUCCAAGAUUAUUCAUGUGGAAUAACGAGAAUACUACAUCACCAGAUGAACAGAAUUUUGGUGCGCUCAGUUUGAUAUACACGCUGAUAGAAGAUAUUGUUCCAUAUACAGAUAUGAUGUUCGGGACUAAUCAAUCAGCGAGUCAUGAUGGGUCUCAAAAAAGAUAUGCUUUGGCGCAGUGUAGUAGAGAUAUAAAUAGUGGUGAUUGUAGUUCAUGUUUGGGAAUCUUAAGGGAUGCUGUGACACAGUGUUGCCAAGCUAAGAGAGGUUGGCGUAUUUUCGCCCCAAGUUGUAGUUUAAGGUAUGAGGAAUAUCCAUUCUAUCAGCUGCCAUCAACGCCGGUACCGGUUCCUUCUGCCCAAGUGCCAGAGCCAGUGCCCGGAGGAAAUGGAGGGAGCAAUACGACUAUUAUUGUGAUUGCUACUGUUGUAUCAUCAUUAGCUGUAGCUGUUGCUCUCUUGCUGUUCUGGUAUUUUUCAUGCUGGAAAGGGGCAAGACGAACAGGAGAAUUGCCUAUUACCGGUUAUGACAAUGGUGAACAAAUGCAUUACUUCAAUUUGACGACCAUAAGGUUAGCUACAAACAAUUUCUCUGAUGAAAAUAAGCUUGGAGAAGGAGGUUUUGGCCCAGUUUACAAGGGAAUUCUUCCUGCUGGAGAAGAAAUAGCAGUCAAAAGGCUUUCCAUGGUAUCAAAACAAGGUCUUGAAGAAUUUAAAAAUGAAGUGAUGGUCAUCGCUAAACUUCAGCACAAAAAUCUUGUAAGGUUGUUGGGAUAUUGCUUGGAAGGAGAUGAAAAGCUUCUUGUCUAUGAGUUCCUGGCAAACACAAGCCUUGAUGCCUUCCUGUUUGAUCCAAAGAAAAGUAGGGAACUCGACUGGCCAAAGCGUGCAAAUAUUAUAUCAGGAACAGCAAGGGGCCUGCAGUAUCUACAUGAAGACUCUAGACUCAAAAUCGUACACCGUGAUAUGAAAGCAAGCAAUAUCUUGUUGGAUGAUCAGAUGAACCCAAAGAUAUCAGACUUUGGCACUGCAAGAAUUUUCGGAGGGAAUCAACUUGAGGCCAACACUAACAAAGUUGUUGGCACAUUUGGAUACAUGGCACCAGAAUAUGCACUGGAGGGAAUAAUUUCAACGAAGUCAGAUGUUUACAGCUUUGGAAUCCUGUUGUUAGAAAUCAUUACUGAUGAUCCUGCACGUAGGCCAACCAUGUCAUUAGUUGUUCUCAUGCUUGGAAGUAAUGCUGUAAAUCUUCCCCAACCAUCAACAGGUCCAAAAUCUCUGGUUAAAUUUACCUCAAUCCUGUCUCAUCAGUCUUCAGCAUCUGUGUCAGGAUCAAGUUUUCUUGCAUCUGAUCAAUCUACAGCUAGUGCUUCUUGGUAG
Populus nigra (black poplar) is the source of this 1692-nucleotide messenger RNA. RefSeq names its product cysteine-rich receptor-like protein kinase 25. The coding region runs from base 1 to 1692 and encodes 563 amino acids. Gene Ontology annotation, biological process: protein phosphorylation. Lineage: Eukaryota; Viridiplantae; Streptophyta; Magnoliopsida; Malpighiales; Salicaceae. The record is from RefSeq and is a predicted model, not a curated record. Gene Ontology annotation, molecular function: ATP binding; protein kinase activity. The transcript is spliced from 8 exons.